AUGGCCACUCUGGAGGGCUGUCACUGUCAGGACGCCGGGGUGCAAAACAAUAACAACAGCAUCCUGUACAACAUACUGAAGAACGACAGCCUCACGACCACCGAGGAACCAACAUCACAACCACAACACAGCCAGCAGCACCAAGUGCUCAAGGUCUCCUCCUGUUCCUCUUCUUCGAGGUUCAAGCUUAGGCAGCAACAGGCUUGCUCUUGCAGUUCCUCGCUGCGACGGGGGUCUCUCCGGUCCCCCCAGGUGACCUGCAAAGCCGCAUCGGCGGUCCUCAUGAAGACUCUGCGAUUUGUAAAGAACGUGCCGUGUUUCCGCGAGCUUCCUGAGGAUGACCAGCUGCUGCUCGUUCGGAACGGCUGGGUGCCACUGCUUGUGCUGGGCCUCGCGCAGGACCGGGUGGACUUCGAGACCACGGAGACCGCGGAACCUAGCAUGUUGCAGCGGAUCCUGACCGGCGGCUGUGUCAGCCAAGGCGGCUUAAUGGACAGACAGGUUGAGCCGGAGCAGAGCGCGGGAACACCCGGGGUCUCUCUCGCGGAUAUCCAGGGCAUCAAAGCGUUCUUGAAAAAGUGUUGGGGUUUAGACAUCAGUACCAAGGAAUAUGCCUACCUCAAAGGAGCCGUGCUCUUCAACUCAGAUCUCCCUGGUCUGUGCUACCUCAACUACAUCCAGUCACUGCGGCGCGAGGCCCACCAGGCUCUCAACGAGUAUGUGAAGCUGAUCCACCGGGACGACGCCACACGCUUUGCCAAGCUGCUCAUCGCCCUGGCCAUGCUGAGGGCCAUCAGCCCCCCGGUGGUGGCACAGCUCUUCUUCAAGCCCAUCAUUGGAGCCGUCAAUAUGGAGGAGGUCCUGCUGGAGAUGUUCUAUGGGAAGUAG
This is a messenger RNA of Salvelinus namaycush (lake trout), 888 nucleotides long. Its product is annotated as nuclear receptor subfamily 0 group B member 1-like. The record is from RefSeq and is a predicted model, not a curated record. NCBI's taxonomy places the organism in Eukaryota, Metazoa, Chordata, Actinopteri, Salmoniformes, Salmonidae. The coding region runs from base 1 to 888 and encodes 295 amino acids. The transcript has 2 exons. Gene Ontology annotation, molecular function: transcription factor binding; transcription corepressor activity. Gene Ontology annotation, cellular component: cytoplasm; nucleus. Gene Ontology annotation, biological process: negative regulation of transcription by RNA polymerase II.